GGAAACAGGAGAGGAAGAAACACGGUUAAGAAAUUGUGGAUACCAUCCUCCUGGAAAUGCACAAAACAGAAGAAAGUUCCAGAGCAAAGUCUCCAGGGACAGGAUAUGAGCUUCUAGAAGAACUGUUGACUUACGAUGACAUCUUUUUGGAUUUUUUUAAUGCUUUCCUGGCUCUGCCUGCUUUUCCUCUUAGAUUGCAAUAUGACCGACUUACAGGAAGGCUGCAGGAGCUAGAUGGCUUCCUCUUGGAAUCUCCCAGUCAUUUGCCAGACGAACCAAGUUCUUCAUGUUAUGGAGCAACCGAUGUAGAGAGAGAAAGGGCCCUAAGCUGGUUAGCUCAGGAGCGCUUUCUCCCAUUUCAAAGGACUGUCUAUUAUUUGGAAUACAAAUUGGCAAAGCUGCUGGUAUGUCCAUUGGAUGAGAACUACCCAGUGAAUCGCUAUGCCAUUCGUGGUUACAGUCGUCAGUCUGAUAGUACUGCCGUUUCCAGCAUCCCCAGUUUUCCAUCAACAAAUCAGGCAUCACCUGGUAUGCAGAGGGAUGACUUGCUCAGAUGUCCUAGUAAAACACGUAGCACCCCAGCCUUUCUAGGCCGUUUUGCAAAAUCAUCUGGCCAAAUGUCCCUUGAUGUUUUCUUGGAGCUCUCUGACAUUUUGAGCUUUGGCCAAUCCCAGUUUGAAGAACAUCCAAGUAGACUCCAGCUCUCAAGACUCAGACCAGACACUGGUAUAGAAAAGAGAAAUGGAAGUAGUUGGACAAAUGCUGGUGAAAAACUGAUAUCUCCAGAUCAUCAGAGCAAAACUGAAUCUAAUGAAGAGAUCAUUGAGUUUCAUAACAAUAGUAAUUAUGAGAAGCCAUUCUCAGGAUGCCUGCAGGUUUUACAAUUUGACCUGACAGAAACAAUUAUUUCAAAGGAAGAGCAACAGGACAAGUGUUUCCCUUCGGGUUCUGGAAGUGCUGCUUUGCAGCAACUUAAAGAAGAUGUCCUAGGAACUAGAGCUGGUAUGGAAGACUUUAUGGAAUUCCUCCAUAACACAUUAGGAAGCCACCUGUUAAACUUCUGGAUUGAUUGUGAAGAUAUCAUGGAUUGCACCAGGCACUUGGAGACCACAGUUUCACCACAUGAAACACAGCUGUUCUUUUCCAGUGCCUUUCGGGAUAUUCAAGCCAAGUAUAGACUGGCCGUCCCUCCUGCUUUUCAAGAACACCUCGAGGAAAGUAUAGGGGAAGAGGAGACAGCUUUUGCUUCCUUGAGCAGGAAACAAUAUGAUGCCUUAAGACGAUUGCGUUCUUACUGGGUUUCCCGAUUUCUAAUUCACUAUCAGAGAAUCAGGUUUGAACCCAGUUCCGAGGUGCCUAUUGAAGAGGAGCUUCUCUGGAGUGGCGGUUUCCCGUUUUCUUUGCCUAUGGCCACAAUGCUUCCUGCUAUGGGCGACCAAAAGGACAUGGUGAACUACAUGAAAAGAAACAAAGAGUGGAAAAUGAUGAAAAGCAGAAAAGGAACUGGGUCAAAUAGACUGUUAGGCUCUCUUAAAGACUCCUUUGAAACACUGACAACCAUUCGAUUUCUUGAGGCAUUGAUGUGCGAUCUGGGAGAUGGGGAUGGUUUCCUUCACUACUUGACUCGGUUUGAGGAUCCACAAAAGAUUAAUCAUCUGUUGCUGUGGAAGAAGCUAAAAUGUUAUGAAAAUGCACAGGAGAACCAAGCAAACCUAUCUGAAGUACAGAAUUUAGCCUGGCAGAUUUUUCAUAGGUUUCUGGCCACUUGCACAGAAUGCAAUUCAGAGCUUAGUUCCAGUAUGCUAGACUACAUCCAGCAUCUUGAGAAAAUUCUUUCCACUGGCAGUGGAGACUUGACAUUUUCUGCUUUUCAACCCAUGAUUCAAUAUGUGCUGCCUAUUCUGGGUGGAGCGUGGCUCCAUUAUGUUCGCCAUGAAAUCACAACUUUCCUUGAAUACUGUGUUCCAAUAUCUCAUUCGGAUGUCAAAAAUUCUGAAAGCAAAGACCAUAGAAGCAAUCAGGACAGAAUUGGGAGGAUAAAGAAGCAGAAACCAAACACCUAUAUUCAUGGCUCAGAAAAAAGAGGGUUACACGGGAAAGGGGGUAAAAAGAAGAUGCUUUCCAAAUCUCCCACAGGGGUGGUUUCCAAAUCUCCCAGCAUAAGCAGUACAGACCAAGGAAGUAGGGAAAAAUCGCCAGUUCUUCAGGACUCACCCACCCCUCAAAAUGUGCCAGAUUUUCUUAGCAACCCAGUUAUCUUAAAUGUGUACAAAAAGGCAGCUUGUAAAAUGCAGAAUGUAGAGCUUCAGAUGGUUUUAGGACUGCUACAGGAAAUGGAGGCCUGUUUGGAAGUCCCAGCACCUGAAAAACAAGUGAAUUGUGCAGUAAAAUUUCUAGAUAUGUGGAACAAGCUGGGGGUUUUGAGAUCUAGCAUUCCCUUCCCCAAAGAACUGAAGAAAAGAAUAAAGGAAGAAGUGGCCCAGGGAGAAAUUACUGACGCCACCUGGAAUGAAAUCCAGCUCUUAUUACGUUCCCUGGUUGUUCCUACUUUUGAGCAGUUUUGGGAUGAGAUGAGUGAAGGGUUGAAGAAAUAUGGACUGGUGCCUUCUCAGAUUACAGAAGAACGUUGGUGCAAGCUGGAACCAUUCCUAAAUGUGAUAGCUGGAAAAGUAGCUCUUAGGCAUAUAAGGAACAGGGAAGCACAAGAUGCAUCAGCAGCCACAGCAAAACCUACAAGGGAAGACAAAGACUCUUUUUGGCAGUCUCUAAAAGAGGCUGCCGAAGGCUGGCCCACUGUGGAGAUGCUCCAUUUCAUUAAACACCUCCAGGUAUGUGGUACACCUGUGCUGGAGAGUGGCUUGCAUUUUCUACUGGAAGUGCAGAAAUUUAAAAAUGCUCAUCAUGACUGGCCUGACAUGACUCUUCUGAAGAAAAAGGUUCUUGUGAUACGUGAGUGUUUCCUUGCAUCUCAGAUUGAGCCUCGGUUACAGGUGGCUGUAGAUAAUAAGAGGCUGGGCAGAGCUAUCCGAGCAGCUGAGCAGGCCCUCCAAAAGGAGAUUCCGCCUCCAAGUUUAUUUGACAGUCUGAAGGAUUCAGUCUCCAGCAUGCUAAUGCCAUAUUGGGCUGCCUUUCAAAAACACUGGCUCAAGAGAUCUGUGGCAAGUGCACAAAGAGUUCCAGUGCUGAGAAAUCAGCUGCUGCUGCAGAAGAGACAGGCCAAGCUCAAUGAAUCGCCAUGUUCUCUUCGGCUGCCACCACUCCAGCAGCCCAAAGACGACAACGAAAGCAAGUCACAGAAUGGUUUUAUAUACUCUUUCUCCAUCAGUGAAGGCCUUGUAGUACAGAAUCCAAACAAAGACAUCUUGAACAUUAGCUCUGCUGUUUUCAGAAGCAUGAACAAACCCAAUGAUUUUGAGUUUCCUUCACUUCCAAUGUACCAGUGCUGAUUGAAGCAAGGAAGAAAGGUGCCUUCAUAUAGUUCCCAAGACUCUACAUUGUAAAACAUUCUAUAGGUUUGCUAGUUAAACAUGUAUUGGGACAGUGCUUGAUUGCAAUUAAGGACACACAUACAUGUAUGUAUUUUCCUUCUUUGUUGUUGAUAGGGGUAAUUUAACAGAAAUGUACCAUUUACUGUUGCCUUCUCUGUUGCCACUCCGGCCCUAUGGAAUGAGCUCCCCCGGAGAUCCAGGCCCUACCCACUCAUGGCCUUUCGCAAAGCCAUUAAAACCUGGCUUUUCCGGCAGGCCUGGGGCUGUUGACCCCUUGAUGGUGGUCCAGCCCCGUCUGAUUGGGGGUCUGUUGUGUUCCUUUUUAACUUGUUGUGUCCCAUUGUUUUAAUAAUUCUUUUAAAUUCUUUUUUUCAUUUCUGUAAGCCGCCCGGAGUCCUCCAGGAUUGAGCGGCAUAGAAAUUCAAUAAAUGAAAUGAAAUUUAGUUAAGAAAACUCAAAAUCCUGAUUGCCAAAAUAUCACCAGGAACACUUUUAGGAAGAUUGGAAUUUGUAAAUAAAUAAGAGGUUGUGCUUUUUCCAGGAAGGAUUCAUUAGCUCCCAUUAUGAAUUUGCAGCAUCAGUCUUUUUUUAUAAAAAACAUUUCAUGGCUAGACCCUGAGUCUAUGGGAAAGUCUCAGCUGAUACUUUCCAUCAAAUGGCAAGAGAGCAGUCCUGCAAUUGAGGCUUUAAAGGGUCAGGUACUAUGAGACUUCAUGAAGGGUGAGCUCAAAUUUUAUAUUUUUGUUCAUCAAUUGGUCUGUUACAAGUGUUUUUCUGAAAACCCCAAGUUCUCCACCCCCUGUGCCCCAAAAAAUAUUGUAAGGUUAACAAAUUGUCUUGAUUUCUGAGCAAUAUAAAAAGGCUAAGGAUAGGAUAAAAAAUUGAGUUGAAAAAAAGUGGUAAAUGUGACCUAUUUAAAAUUAAUCCAGGCAUGAUUAGGAAACCCUGGCAGGAUGAAUCUGGAUAUAAGAAGUUCAGAGUGGUUUGCACCAGAAUUAUUAUUUGUGUGAAGUGCUUUAAACAGCAAAAGCUCCCUUCAAAGUAAUUCUUACUUGCAAAAUUUGUACAACCAGCCAGAGAAAGGCUAGAUAGCAUACUUGCCUGGAAAUAAUU
Molecule: messenger RNA, 4601 nt
Organism: Thamnophis sirtalis
Lineage: Eukaryota; Metazoa; Chordata; Lepidosauria; Squamata; Natricidae
Source: RefSeq, a predicted model, not a curated record